AUGCAUUCUCUGAAAACUCUGAGGACCGCCGGCCCGGGAGUGUUCCGGGGGUUUAAAAAUGCAGGAGCCCUGACAAGAGUCGGAGCUGCCAGGAGCGUUUUGUCCGGGACGCGGCAAGAUGUCUCUCUGCCCCGUCGGGUCACGGCAUCACCUCGCGCCCGCAGAACCCUUCAUAUCCAGCCCGGUCCUGGCGUGGAUCAAGAACGCGCAAAAAGUAGGCUGAUGUCCAGUAUGGAAGACCUACUUUUCUACGCUAUCACCGACGGCAAAGAGAUGAUCACCCUCUCACAGUUCAUAUCAGCUUUGAGGAAAACGGGCCUAUGGACUUCUGACCCUCGGCUGCGCGACUGCAUGCGUCAGAUUCGCCAAUUCACACUCGAGUCACAGGGGCCAGUCAUGAUGGACAAAGCGCUCUUCCGAAGGUGUGUAGGUAACAACAUCAUGCUGCUGACUAAGGCCUUCCGAAAAAUGUUCAUCAUCCCAGACUUUCACGUGUUCACUCAGAAGAUUGAUGAAAUAUACCACAGUGCACGACAGCAAGAUGGAGGACAAGUAGCGGAUUACAUUCCUCAACUUGCAAAGUUCAGCCCUGACCUUUGGGGCGCGUCUCUGUGCACCAUUGACGGACAAAGACACUCGGCGGGUGACACCAAGGUUCCCUUCUGUCUGCAGUCGUGCAUCAAGCCGCUGGAGUACGCCAUCGCUGUCCACGAGCUCGGCGGCGAGCACGUCCACCGAUUCGUGGGCAAGGAGCCCAGCGGAUUCAGGUUCAACAAACUGUCCCUGAAUGAGGAAGAUAAGCCCCACAACCCAAUGGUGAAUGCCGGGGCCAUCGUUAUCAGCUCUUUGAUAAAGCCUGACUCAAAUAAAGCUGAGCGGUUCGACUACGUAAUGGAGUUUUUGAAGCGUACGGCCGGAACCGAGUAUGUCGGCUUCAGCAAUGCAACGUUCCAAUCAGAGAGGGAGACAGGCGACAGGAAUUAUGCAAUUGGUUAUUACCUCAAGGAAAAAAAGUGCUUCCCUGAGAACGCUGACAUGACUGCUGCCCUUGACUUCUACUUCCAGCUGUGCUCCAUAGAGAUGACAUGUGAGUCGGGCAGCGUCAUGGCCGCCACGCUGGCCAACGGAGGGAUUUGUCCAAUCACCGGCGACCGUGUGCUGAGCACAGAGGCGGUUCGGAACACGCUGAGUCUCAUGCAUUCCUGCGGGAUGUACGACUUCUCCGGACAGUUCGCCUUCCAUGUGGGUUUGCCCGCCAAAUCUGGGGUUUCAGGUGCCGUGCUCCUGGUGGUGCCCAACGUCAUGGGCAUGAUGUGCUGGUCCCCUUCUCUGGACCGCCUCGGGAACAGCGUCCGUGGGAUUCACUUCUGCCAGGAGCUGGUGUCUCAUUUUAACUUCCACCAUUACGACAACCUUCGACACUUCACCAAGAAGCACGACCCCAGAAGAAGCUUAGAUGACGAGCCAAACAAGUCAGUCAUAAACUUGAUGUUUGCGGCCUACGGCGGCGACAUCUCUGCUCUCAGGAGGUUUGCGCUCUCAACUUUGGACAUGGAGCAGAGAGACUACGACUCUCGGACAGCGCUCCACAUCGCUGCCUCAGAAGGUCAUGUAGACGCUGUGAUCUUCCUGACUGAGGAAUGUAAAGUGAAUCCUUUUAUCAAGGACAGAUGGGGAAACACGCCACUGGAUGACGCCAGGCAGUUCGGCCAUCACGUCAUCGCCACCAUCCUGCAGCAGUACCAGCACGUGUACACCGACGGCGAGUCGUCGAGCCCCAAAGAGGAGCAGAAGAACCCCGUGGACUCACUAAAGAGCAUCAACUGAGGGAUCAGAAGAGGGUCACAAGUGAAGCACUCGAGAAUUACAAAAGGUCGUGGGGAGUGCUGGAGCCUCUCCCAGCCGCCAACGGGCAGGAGGCAGGGUACACCCUGAACUGGUUGCCAGCCAAUCGCAGGGCACAUUGAGACAGUCGUACUCACAAUCACACCUCGGGGCAAUUUAGAGUGUCCAAUUAAUCUUGCAUGUUUUUGAGAUGUGGGGGGAAACCGGAGUGCCCGGAGAAUACCCACGCAAGCACGGGGAGAACAUGCAAACUCCACACAGGCGGAGCCGGAAUCGAACCCAGGUCCUCAGAACUGUGAGGGCAAUGCUUUACCAGCUGCUCCACCGUGCUGCCGCUUUGACAUAGGCAUCGUAAAAAAAAAAACCCUAAUAUGUUGGGUGGGGGGUAUAGAACUAUGAUCAAAUGGAGGAGAGUGGUCUUUUGUAGUGCAAUUUUCCUAUACUGCCAUUUUUUUCACAUUGGAAUGAUUUUCAUCUUCGGUUUCUUAAUAAAGUGGUCUCAGAGGCAUUUUGGAAAUGUAAGUAUAGGCAGUUGUGUUUUUAAAUAUAUGAUAUACAUGUUUUCCAGGGCUAUUUUUAAAAAGGGUAUUUUAUUUUUAACUUUAAUCAAAGUGGGUCACAACCUGGCAACAUUAAGAACAUGCGGGUCCAGGGUGACAACGGUUGAGAACCAGCGAUUUAAAUUAUAUAUUACUAUAUGACAAUCAACUAUCUAAGUAUAUUAACAGAAACAAACAUAAUAAUGAACAUAACAUACAUCAGUAACUGACAAUAUCUCGGUUAUUGGAUGUAAGUAUAUUUUCCAUUCAAUUACGCAAUCAAUUAAUUGCGGAAGCAUUACUGAUAUGGUCAUUGAGCAUAUUCAUAUAUUAUUUGUAGUCAUAUAUGAAUAAUGAACACUCAUAUGUGUUUGGGGCAGUUUUACGCCAGAUGCCCUUCCUGAUCCAGCCCUCUGCAUUUAUCCGGGCUUGGGACUGGCCUACAGAUUGCACUAGCUUGUACUCCCCAUAGGGCUGCAGAUAGCCAAAUAAAGACAAUCAAAUAUACAAAGUCAACACACAAGAUACACAAUUCACAAACUAACAGGGCUAAGUUAAAGUAAGGGUCCGAAUACAUGUGAAGAUAGAUGGACGAACAAUUGUGAAUAUAAUUUCUCAUUCAUCUGCUUCCAAUUCAGUAACUGUUCCCGCCUGCAAUGAAGAAUGUUUUGCUUCUGCUUGCAAUGAAGAACGCUUUGCUCUGCUCCAAUUCAGUAACUGUUCCUGCCUGAAAUGAAGAAUGCUUUGCUUCUGCCUGCAAUGAAGAAUGCUUUGCUCUGCUCCAAUACAGUAACUGUUCCUGCCUGCAAUGAAGAAUGCUUUGCUUCUGCCUGCAACGAAGAAUGCUUUGCUCUGCUCUAGAUAACGUGGCAGCCGCCUAGCAGGAGAUAGCAAUAACUAAAACAUCUAAUCAUCAGAACUGUUAGAACCAGGAGCACCUGCUGCCUGUUAAAGAAAUGAUGACCACGCAUGUAUUCAGCAAUCUUCCACACACAAAUGAACAAACAAGUACACUUUGUUUCCAACUAUGUUUUGCUCGCCGUCUCCUUUUUGUACCAUCCAUGUAAAUAAGGACCAUCUCGAAACUAAAUAGAGGUGCUGAGGAGAGGAUAAUCAGAGUGCAGUGGUGAAUGUUACGAGACAGUUCCUCUCCUUGCGAGACUUGAACUGGCGUCUUUGCUUCCUUUUUGUCCAGUUUCAUGAAGGUCUAAUUGGUAAACCUGACAAUAGAAGGAAAAGAGAUGAAAGAGAUUCAAACCACAAUGUCCCUGCAGUGUUUCACACAGCCUGAUUGGAGAAAGUUGAAGUUGAGGGUUGUGUCCACGUGUCCAGCGUUCUCUAAGUUCUCACGGUCCUCGUUGUAGUCUUCCAACUUGUAGUCCAAUGUCGGCCUCGCUAGCGUUAGCUU
Molecule: messenger RNA, 3792 nt
Organism: Syngnathoides biaculeatus (alligator pipefish)
Lineage: Eukaryota; Metazoa; Chordata; Actinopteri; Syngnathiformes; Syngnathidae
Product: glutaminase kidney isoform, mitochondrial-like
Exons: 19
Coding region: 1-1827 (608 amino acids)
Biological process (GO): L-glutamine catabolic process
Molecular function (GO): glutaminase activity; protein binding
Source: RefSeq, a predicted model, not a curated record